Messenger RNA from Drosophila kikkawai, 9021 nucleotides. NCBI's taxonomy places the organism in Eukaryota, Metazoa, Arthropoda, Insecta, Diptera, Drosophilidae. The record is from RefSeq and is a predicted model, not a curated record.
AGGAAACAACAAAAGAAAACAGAAUUCGGUUGGCGGCGGUCGCGUCGCCGCUUGAGCAGUUUUUUUUUCGAGAUAAAAAACAAACUAAAUAACAAAGUUAAUUCGAAAUGAACGUGAUAAAACCGCUCGGCUGCGCUGUGGCUAAUUCUGAAUUGUAUUUUUAACAGAUUUCCUGGCUUGCAGCGUGUUUAAAAGUAGUUUUAUGUUUUUGUGCGAGUUGCAGCAGCCGCUAAAAAAGUGCAAAAAGCGGCAGGUCGAGAAUAAAAUUAAGAAACGGCGAUAGAGAGAGAAUGUGCAAAAAGGAAGCAGCCGCAAAUCAACUUGUCGGUUUCUGGUAUUUCUGCCUCGCUACCGCUGCCUGUGUGUGUGUCUGUGUCCGUCCGUAUUGGCGUCGCUAAAAGUGCAUGUAAAAAUAUUAAAGAAGCUGAGCAAGCGAGCAAAAGUAAAAUAGAAGUACGGCUUAAACCGAACUGGCUGGAAAAGUGUGAAAAUCACUUAAAAGUCGGCCCUAAUAGGUGAAGUCAAAUAAAACGCAGCCGCCUGCAGUGCGUGCACUUGUAUGUGUGCGUGUAUGUGCGCAAUUAAGUGUGUAUGUGUAAAAGUAAAGCAAAAGCAAGGAGAAGAAAACAGUUUGCAGCCGGGGUACAAACUCCAAUUGGAAUCUGUAGGAGCUGGAAAACAAAGCCAAUCAGCGCAUGCGUGGCUGCAAAAUCAAACUCCGAAAGUAAAUUGAAUGGAUUCGAAUGGACGAGCGGAAUCACUGAUUGUCCAAUGAGUCUCGACUUUCCCAAAAAUUUGCGCGCUUUUCGCACUCGAUUAUUGGAAUUAAUUUAAUUUUUUCUUUUAUCAAAAUAACGAAACAAGUAUUUUGCAUAAAAACGAACGGAAAUCGAAAGGGACACCACCUGAAGGUCAUUGUCAAAAGAGCGGAACGCCGGCAACGGAACGGAAACAAUGCAAAUGGAAAUGAGAGGAAACCACGCAGACAUGCAAAUUUCGGGCCUGAGCUCCUCCACCCCAAAUUAACAUAACUGGCUCUCCAAAUAAGCGAUAUAUGUAUACAUGCACCUGAAAAUAGCCACCAAAUAAAGUUGGAGAAGAACAAUGGAAGUGCAGCAGGAAAUCGAAAGGGGAAUCCCAGAAUCAGAAAAGAGAGCUGAAAAAGCAAUGACAACAAGCAACCAAGAGACUGAAAAAGCGGCCAUGAUACGAGGUGGAAUUGAAGGAUCGGGGCUGGAACUGGAGUCGUCGUCUAGCCCCACCGAAGCCACAACUACUACAACGAAACCCUUGAAAUUUGACGGCAUCUUUGCCGUGCCAGCGACGCCUCCAAACAGGGCGAUGGGGCUAACAACUAAAUCGGCCAGCAGUAGCCGGAGUAGUUCCCUAAAGAAAAAGCGACGAGGAUCGCGUGGAAAUGCAAAUGCAAGCGAAACAGGAGGAACAGGAACAGGAAACGGAAGUCAAGCUGCUACAGCCACUAGCAGCGGCGGACAGUUAAAAUUCGGCAACGCCAGUGUUGGUAACGACUCGAUAAAACAAUCGCAGUCCAUGACAUCACUGCAGGCCUCGAACGAGGAGCAGCAGGAGCGACGUGACGUCAUCCAGGCCAAGCUCCAUUUGGAGCGUCCCUACAACAGCCUCAAGAAAAACUCGCAGAGCAGCAAUAAAAUGCACCGUUAUUCGUGGGGCAGCGGCCACAGUCAGUGUAGUUCCACCAGUCUCCACAGCAGCGCCACCUUGGGCCUGGGCUCCUCGGGCAAGGACGACCUCUGGGCGGCCAUUCAAACGAACUACAAUUAUAUUAUGGACACGAACCUGCUGGACACCUGCAAGGAGGCGCGCUGUGAGAUAGAGGGCGCUGCCACUGUUUUGGAGAAGUCCAGCGAGUGUUGCCUAAAGAUGCUCGACGAAACCCAAAGACCUGAGGGUCUCUGUGAGGACCCCAAGGAGCUGCGGCGCUGGCUGCGCGAAAUGGAGAGUAAAUUGGAGAGUUCGCCCACCAUAACAGAGCUCACACUGUUUGGCAACGCGGAGUUGCAGCGCCAUCUAGCAGUGCACUCGGUGUUGUACCAUGAAAUUGUAUCACACGCUCGAGUGGUGAGCUCUUGCAUUCGAGCAGCGGAAAAGGAGCAACAGUUGCAGCAGCAACAGCAACAUUUGUCGAGUCAGCAGCAGCAGCAACCCGCCUCAUUGACCAGCAACUGCUCUAGUGAGUCAACCAGCGAGUCGGCGGCCACCAAGUCUAGUAGCCUGAGCAGUGGCUUUGCCUCCGAUCCGGCGGUGACCACUCCCCAAGCAGCAGCAGCAGGGACAGCUCCCAGUAACCACAAUCCGUCCUCCAAGAAGGGCGAGGGCAACUUAGAGCGCCUGAGGGAUCGCUAUCAUCUGCUGUAUCUGAAGGCAUUCGAGCUGCAAUUGUGCCUGGACAAUCUGCUGAGGAAACGCAGUUCGGCAGCGAACGGCUUGGAUGACGACGAAGAAGAGGAGGACACCGAAGACGAUUCCUUUGGCUACGAGGGCGAAGCCACCGAGGACGAUCUGAACGAGGUCAACUCGGAUCUGGAGCUGGAGAACAGCCUGCCGGUCGGUGAAUCCAAGUCGGAGCAGAUCCUGCAGCGCUGCCAGAUAGCAGCCACUCAGAUCGUCUGUGGCCUGGACGGGGAGGAGGAGGAGUCCCAGAACAAGUCCCAAGCGGAGUCGGAGUCUCUGUCAGCGGAUCAGCCACGCGAUUGUCUUGCACCUCAAAAGCCUGGCGAUGAGGCCGACGAGGAGCUAGAGGAAGAGGACGAAGAGGACGAUCUGCUGGGCACCGAUGUGGUGGACUUUCUGAUCGCCAAGCGAUCGUGGAAUCACCAUUACCACCAGGCCAGUCCCAGUGCAGCGGCCACACUGACCGACUUCGAGGCGGACUCGGAGAGCAGUGACUUUGAGCAGGUGCAGCAGCUGAGCAGGCGGGGAUUGCCGCUGAUAGCGACCGGUGUCCGAAGGGUCCUGAAUCUGAACCUAGCCGAGAUGCCACAGAACGGCAAUGUCAUCAAGGGCGACUGCAGCAGCAGCAGCACUAGUGCCCUGCUGCAGCAGCGUCACCACCACAGCCUGGGCAACAAGAUGCACAACAAGAACAUUGCCGUGGCCGUGAUUACGCCCAAUUCGCACACCAGUGGGAACACCAGUCAUGGUCAUGGUUAUGGAGGACUCGGCGCCCACGAGCUAAACAAGUCGCCGCUUGGACUGAGGAAGACGCGUCAUCACCACAACGACACCUCUAAGUUUAACCGCUCAAAUCGCAAGUCCAAGAACUGCGCCAUCUUCUACUUCAAGCACUUGGACACAGACAACGAGCAGGGCAAUGCGGCGGGCAGUGACCUCCAGAGCGAGGAGGAUCCCUGCCUGAUCCGUCGGCGAGGAGCUGGCGGCGACAUACUGAAAUCGGCUGAUGCCUCAACGGAUGACGACGACGAGGGUUGGCUCUACACGGCGACAACAGCAGCAGCAACAGCUACAGCAGCAACAUUGGAAGUUGCAACAGGAACAACAUCGGGCAUAUCCAUUGUAGAUGGUCUGCAGUCGACGGCCAUUUCCUCGACCACAGUUACCACGGUUGGAAAGCUACCGCCCAGCGACGACUCGGAUAAGGAGAACAAGGAGUCUGGCGGAGUCACCACUACGACCAUUACAGCAGCAGCAACAACCGCAACUAGCAGCAACUACGACAGCAGCAGCGCCUGCUCCUCCUCGAACUCCAAUUCCAACUCCAACGGCAGGCACACCGAGACAUCGGCCACCUCGCGAGUCACUCAGCUGCAGAUGCAGAUACACUCGCAGAUGGAAGCCGAGAUGGAGUUCCAAAUCAAUGGCAAUGGCAACGCCAGCGAUGGCACCAACACCACCAGACACAUCAUUAGCAACAACAAUUGCUACAGCAGCAAGCAGCAGCAGCAGCAAAACAACAACGAGGGCGAGGCUGGAGAGGAUCUGGGCGUCGAUGAGACAACUGUUGAUAUGGCAAAUGGAAAUCUCAGCAAAUUGCAGCAGAUGAACAACAGCUUUUAUAGCCGUGCGGACAUCUGCAAUAUCAGCGUUUGGCCAGCAGAAACUGUAACCAGUUGCCACUUGCCUCCCAGAUCACCGGCCAAGUCGGCCAAGUCCCAGGCCAGCAGCAGCAAUGCCACCAUGUCCGCAUCGCCCGCCAAGGGCAAGGUCUCGCAUGAUUCAAUCAAGCAGUUGGUACUGGAGGCAGAGCAUUUGGUGCGCGACGCCCAAGAAGCGGCUCUGAAGACGCCAACGAAGCAGAAACAUUCCAUCAUUAAGAUCUCGUCGACGGUGAAGAAGCGAGAGGUCACCAUGCCGCAUCCCAUCAAGCAAAGGGUGGAGGAAUGGCUAGAGCACCAGCCUUCGACACCCCAGCUGCUGACCCGCAGCCACACGCACGAACUCCUGCCGGGCAGCAAGCCCGAUGACUGCGAAGCCUCCGGCGAGGCUUCCGAAACGGACUCGGUGCCCCAGACCCCAGCUGUUGGAGGAGCGACGGGAGGAGCUGCCGGGUCGGACACCUCGGAGGGAUUCACCGAUUCCAUUGCCACCUGUAUGCAAACGAGCACGAAUUCCUAUGGGAAUUCCACGGAGAGAAUCGGUGGAUCGGCCGAACCCAUUGGCCAACCCGUGACGCCUCUGGGCUUCGGGAGUAGCAAUCAGAGCCUGAAUGUGAAGAUUGUGAAGCGGCCUCAGUCGCGUCGCAAGUCGGAGCGACCUUGGUCCGUCUCCUGCCUGUCCCAGCUGACCACGGAUGCGGCCCAGAUGACCACCACGCGGAUUGUUGAGAACUCGCCACCGGGACUGGCCAGCCACUCGAUCAGCGAGAGCGCCUUGGAUUCGCUUUCGCCGGGUCCCAGACCUCGGGCUGCUUCUUCGUCGGGAACGGGAAGCAAUGCAGCCAGGAAAGCGGACAGCAAGGGCUCCCUGAGGCGGCGGAAGGCCAGGAAGAAGCGCAUUUCGGCCAGGAAGUCGGACUCGGGUUCCGAGCUGGGUGGCGAUCUCACCCAGACCCUGAUGAAGUCCUGCGAGUCAAUGUCGUCGCAGCAGCUGCAGGAGUUUACGAAUGCUUUGCUGAGCAUCCAGAAGGGAGCAGUUAUAGCUCCCUUGAGUCCCAAGGGGGGAGAGCAUGCUGGUGUAACUAUUUUGACGGAGGGCGAGACAGGGGAAUCGCAGCUUAUGCUGCCCAAGUUCCGGGUGGGAUCCUUCACCACCGCCGGUCUGCUGGCCAGUGAGACGCGCCUGGGUGCUUUGGCCGCCCUCUCCAACUACAUGAACGAGGAUGAGCAGCAAGCAGCACCCCCAAAGCCGGCACAAACCAGGCUCAAAGAACUCAGCACCGAGGACCAUCACAGCAGCAUCUCGGAGACGGCCUGGGACAACUACCAAGAGAAAUACAACUCGGAGAACUAUUCCGAGGGCUUUGAUUCCGAUGCCGCCCGUCGUCUCUUGGAAUUCGGCGACGACUAUCGCAAUUUCAUCGACUCGCAGUCGGACUGCUGCAGUUCUCUGUCGGCAGCCAACAAUCUGGACUCGUUCUCGCCGCCGCGCAUGGACUCGUUGCAGAAGCACGAGGUGAAGCCCCUGCACAUCAACCAGGACACGAUCAGCAGUAGCGUGGACCACGCCCGUCGCCAGCGGGCCCUUGAAUUGCAGUACGAGCGUCGUCGCAAGACGCUCGAGGUCAGGCGCAAGUCGUGUCAAGACAUGGAUGAAUGCACUCAAAAGGAGCUGCAGCAGGAGCAGAAGUCGCAGCCACUGCAGGCCCAGCCCUCGCUGUCUGCCUCCGUCACGGCCCUGACCACCACGCCCAAGACCCAGUCCACACAGCACCUUGGCCAGCGGACAGAGUCCGUGGGUCGCAAACUGGAGUUUGGCGGGAUGAGCCACUCGGCCCAAUCCCUGUUACGUCGCACCUCGGAGAGCGACACCUCCACCCGGCGACGACGCACUGUGACUGCUGACGAAAGAAGACGCUCCUCGCGCAACCUGGAAAAGUGCAUCAAGCUAAUUCCAGCCACCACUUCAUCCUCGAGUGGCUCUGACUCCGAGGAUGGGGAGCAGGAGAUGCGCUCCCUGCUGCAGCAGAGUCGCGAUCGGCUGGAUGACACCCGAGCCCUGAAGAUCCGAUGCCAUCUGCUGAGGCCAGAGGAUUAUAACGAGAUCAUCAACACUUGCCGCGACAACAUACGCUGCCUGGAGGCCGUGCUCCGCGGCCCGCCCGGCACCGUGCUGUCCAAUCACUGCGCUGGCCAGACUAAAGACCUGCUCGCCGCUUGGGAGGAUCUGCUAGGCUGGAGCGAGAAUGCCUCGGCUGCCCGUAAGCUGCAGCAGGAGAUGAGCGCCUUGAAGCUUUCGCUGCAGCGACUGGGGGAUAAGCCAACGCCAGAGCUGCUCGACACGGAGCCGGCCAUCCAGAUAGCCGUGGAGGCCCUCAAGUUGGAGCAAUCUCAGCUGUCUAGCUACAGGACCAAUAUGCUCCGGCUCAACGCCUCCGUCCACAGCUGGCUGACCAGGCAAGAGCGGCGUCUACAGAACGCCAUGGAGGAGCAGCAGCAGCAGCAUCAGGAGUCCGAACAGCAACUGAAACCAGAGAAAGCCCUUGAGGAGAAAAGGGAGAGUGAGAGGGAGAAGCAGACGGUGGCAAUCACGGUCACGGACAGCAAUGGCAACCAGGUGGAGGCCGCAACGGCCACAGGAGAAGCCUCUACUGCCACACCGGGAGCCUGGGAUGUCCACUCGCUAAUGUCAGCGGAACAGGAGUUCCACAAGCACCUGAAGAACGAAGUGAGCGAUAUGUAUAGCGCCUGGGACGAGGCGGAUGCCAGGAUCAACACGCAACUCGAGAUGCUCACCAACUCGCUGAUUGCCUGGCGGCAACUGGAGUCGGGCCUGAGUGAGUUCCACCUGGCCCUGGGCCAGGACAGGGGCACUCUGAAGGGCCUGGAAGGAGCUUUGGACAAGGGACAGGCUACGCCCGUAGAACUGGCCCAGAACGUGAAGCUGGUGGCCAAACUGCUGUCCGAGAAGGUGCACGUCAGCCAGGAGCAGCUGCUCGCCGUGCAGCAGCACCUCGAUCCCAAUCAUAUCUACCACAUAGCCAAGUUCACAGCCUCGAACGGUUCGCUUUCGGACUCUGGCAUCUCCGAUGGCGGUGCCACCUCCGAUGGUGGUUUGUCGGAGAGGGAGCGACGCCUGGGUGUCCUGCGGCGCCUGGCCAAGCAGCUGGAACUGGCCCUGGCCCCGGGCAGCGAGGCCAUGCGCUCGAUUGCCGCCAGGAUGGAGAGUGCCGAGGCGGAGCUCAAGCACCUGCAGAACACCUGCCGCGAUUUGAUUGUGCGCACGGCAACCAGCCAUCAGCAGAAGCAGCAGCUCCAACAGAGCGAGCAGGAGCACCAGCAGGAAAAGAGCCAGCAGCGAUCGGAGUCCGCAAUCAAAGUCAACGGGCAGGUGAAGCACAAGCAGGCGGCGGUCAAGGGCCAGGCUCAGCCCCACUCGCCCGGCAAGCGUGGUAAGAAUGCGCGCAAAUCCCGUCAGGGAAAAUCCGUUGUCGCGGCUGAAGUGAAUCUGGAGCAUAAGCUGACUCCCGAGCAGGAGAAGCUGGUGCUCAGCCAGCUCAAGACACUGACCAGUGGCGAUGGCGGCGAUGAUCCUUCGGACGAUCCCUCGCUGAUCUUUAGUCUGGAGAGCGCAGAGGAGGAUAACGCCGAGGAGGACUCCGAUUCCGGCAAGGGAUCUCGCCGAGGCUGGGCAUGGCGCAUCGCCCGGGCGGCGGUGCCUAUGCAGGUGGCCCUCUUCACCAUCUUCUGCGCUGCUUGCCUGAUGCAGCCCAACUGCUGCGACAACCUGAACAACCUGUCCAUGAGCUUCACGCCCCAGCUGCGCUAUAUCCGCGGACCGCCUCCGAUUUGAGCGCCUUUUGGGCGACCUUAUAGCACAGGAUUAAUCGUUGUAGGUUACCGUUACGUUAUGUUGUAACUAGAGUUAACCCGCGCAACUAGCCGCCCCUUCGGCGGAGCUACUAAGCAAUCGCGCCCGCGUUAAGCACGCCCUCUUAAGCGGCCUUCAAAGGGCCCGAGGUUUUAUUAGGAACAAAGAACAGAGAGCGCCGCCCUCCUUCGAAAAGGACAGAAUGCCGAGGCAGCCGCAAUUUUACAUCUAAUUUAAUUAUGCAUGGAACAGAGCGCAGUUUAAAAUAAGAAUAUUUUUGUUAUUUCGGUUAAUUCCUACGUCGAGUUUGGAGCGUUCAGCCAACUCUGUUAAGAUGUACUUAGGCCAGGAGCACCAGAUGCCCGCCACUUAGAUACUGCCGCCCUACGGGGGCCAGAAGCAGGAGCAGGACCAGCAGAGCAGCAGAGUUGUCAAACCCCACCCAGUAAAUAUUUAUAGAAGGAAAGCAAGAGAGUGCGGAUCGAUUGUAUGCUUUUUUGUUUGAGAAACACUAAAGUGCCUACAAAUGCGAACUGUGAACGGAGUAAAGAUUAUCGGAGGUAGGGAGAGGAGUACCCAGAGAUGACAAGGGGAAUCCACAUCGUGGGAAGAGCAUCAAUGCAAGGCAUAGAAGCAAACAGAAGCUAAGGCCAACCAACUAGAACCGCGAUUGGGGACAACACAGAGUUUCUAUUUUUAUAUGCAGCGAAAGUUAUACACAAUCCGAGUGCGAGGACAGCGACUCCUCUUCGCCCUCACCAUAAACACUGUAAGUCUAUUAUAUUAAUAGGGUUAAGGGGCCUCUCACCCAGAGCGAGGGAUUUACUUCUUCGAUUCGUGUCGUGUUUAGAAUGCCUCGACUUAGCUUAUGAUUUACACACUUUUGGCAGCAGAUUAUCGUUCAGAUGGUCACUGUGCUCUACUUGUAAGUUUACAAUUAUACUUUGUGCGUUUUCAAAACUUUCACUUGGCAGUAAAAAGAAUAAAUCUGAAAAAACAUCAUCAUUUAUAUACAAAGCAAAGAAAUAAAUAAAUCAAUAAAAAAUAUUACGAGUA